AUGCAAGGUUCUUAGGAGUCAACUUAAAUUAAAUUAGUCGUAGUAGGAGAUGGAAGUGUCGGAAAGACAUGCAUACUUUUGAGUUACACAACAGAUAAAUUUCCCACAGAAUAUGUUCCUACAGUAUUUGAUAAUUACACUACGCAAUUAACUGUUGACAAUUAGAUGGUAAAUUUGAGUUUAUGGGACACAGCAGGUCAAGAAACAUACAAUAGACUAAGAACUUUAUCAUAUGGAUCAGCAGAUAUAUUCCUCAUAGUAUUUUCUGUGGCAGAUAGCAGUUCAUUUGAUAAUGUUUUGAGCAAGUGGUACCCUGAGUUAAAUCACGAUGAAUUAUAAAAAGUCCCAAAAAUCAUUGUUGGUAAUAAAAUAGAUAUGAGAGAGGAGAACAAUAGCAAACACAUUAAAAAGGCUUCUGCUGAGCAAGUUUUAUAAAAUCAAAACCUGCAAUAUUAUGAAUGUUCUGCAUUAACUUAGGAAGGUUUGAAGGUUGUAUUUGAUGAAGCUGUGAAAGAAGCAUUGAAAGCCAAAAAUGCGAAUAAAUCAGUGAAUAAGACUGGAAAUUAAAAAUAGGAGAUAAGUAAUGGAACCCAAAAGAAGGAGGAACCAUGUUGUAGCAUUUAUUGACAAUUUGAUUUACAUAAGUGAUAUCAUCCAUAUUUAAAUGAAAAUUAGUUUUCUA
Paramecium tetraurelia is the source of this 682-nucleotide messenger RNA. RefSeq lists its product as uncharacterized. The record is from RefSeq and is a predicted model, not a curated record. The transcript is spliced from 4 exons. Gene Ontology annotation, molecular function: GTPase activity; GTP binding. Lineage: Eukaryota; Ciliophora; Oligohymenophorea; Peniculida; Parameciidae. Gene Ontology annotation, biological process: small GTPase-mediated signal transduction.